Messenger RNA from Cololabis saira (Pacific saury), 2190 nucleotides. RefSeq names its product secretory carrier membrane protein 5b (gene scamp5b). The transcript is spliced from 8 exons. Lineage: Eukaryota; Metazoa; Chordata; Actinopteri; Beloniformes; Belonidae. Gene Ontology annotation, cellular component: trans-Golgi network membrane; recycling endosome membrane. The coding region runs from base 232 to 915 and encodes 227 amino acids. Gene Ontology annotation, biological process: protein transport. The record is from RefSeq and is a predicted model, not a curated record.
GCUCAACAUUACAACGACAAGGAUUAAAAUAAUCCGCCUAUUGGCCUGAAUCAACGUGACCGGGGAUAUAUGCACGUUUUCGUGCAGGUAACCUGCGGACCGCCGUUGCGCCGUUUUUCUCGUCCCGAGCAGGUGAAGCUUUACAGCGUUACAGAGGAGCGGCUGCUCUCGGGAGGAGAUUGAAGGAACUGAGGGAGGACUAAGUCUAAAAGCAAAGUACCUUGCAAGCACAUGGCUGAGGCCAACUUCCCUCCACUGCCUGCCUUCAUCCCUCUCAAGCCAUGCUUCUACCAAGACUUUGAAGAGAUCCCUGAUCAACACCGCAGCAUGUGCAAGAAAAUGUACCACCUGUGGAUGUUAAAUAGUGCCACACUAGCUGUGAAUCUCGUAGGCUGUCUGGUCUGGAUGUUUGGUGGAGGUGGAGUGACCAACUUUGGAAUGGCCCUGAUCUGGCUCAUCAUGUUCACUCCUUGCUCUUAUGUCUGCUGGUUCAGGCCCAUCUACAAGGCCUUCAAGGACGACAGCUCCUUCAAUUUCAUGCUGUUUUUCUUUGUGUUCAUGGCCCAAGUUGGCAUCAGCAUCAUUCAGGCCAUAGGCCUCCCAGGAUGGGGAGUAUGUGGUUGGCUGGCCACCAUCUCCUUCUUCAGCUACAAUAUCUUUAUUGCUUUGGUCAUGCUGAUCCCAACGAUCAUGUUCACUGCUGUGGCCUCGCUGUCCUUCAUUGCACUCACCAAGAUCCAUAACUUUUACCGGGGCACCGGGGCCAGCAUGUCCAAAGCUCAGGAGGAGUGGGCCACCGGGGCCUGGAAGAACCCCCACGUCCAGGCGGCGGCCCAGCAGGCCGCCAUGGGGGCCGCGACCGGAGCCAUGCAGGAGCCGUACCCCAGCCCUCAGUACAACGACAACCAGGUGUAGCAUCCAGGAGAUCAGAGGUGCUGGGGAUGAACUGCCAAAGUUUUAGUUCCGAGGGUCCAAACCAUCUAAUAGAGCUGAUUUGAUUUCUAAACAUACAGUAAAGCUGGUUUUUGCCUUGCUGUAUUAAAGGGCAAGCGAAUACAUGGCUAGGUUUACAUAAUCUCAUCUCAAUGUUAUUUUCAAUCUCAUCACAAUGUUAUUUAAUUUAUUUUUCAAUUUGAAAUGUAUAUACUGUUAAAAAAAAACUCUAAGGAGAUGCUUAAUUUACGCCUCAGAAAAUGAACCAAUUACUCAGACUGGAUAAUUGCAUCUGUUGUCAAUUUAACAGCGAUGCAGGUGGGCGGGGGAGACUCACAGUCAUUUGUGUUUCCUAUAACCCAGAAGCCUCACUUGAUGUCAUACUCUCAAAUUAAAUUAAAGCAGCACAGAUGACUUUAAUUCAUUUUAUUUUUAUGUCAAAACAUCACAGUUUUAGUUUCAAUUGAAGGAACAUUUGGUUACUUUUGGGAAAUGUUGUCCAGCUGUGUUGGUCUUCCGUCCCUAAAAAACAAAAACAGCCAAAAUAACUUCCAGUUUUCCCUUGAUACAACUGUGAAACACUUGUGUCACACAUCAAAUAUGAUGAAAGUAGCUCACGGAGCUGCGUAGACGUCAUGCCAGACGUGGAUGAAAGACAAAUCCUUAUUUAAGAGACCGAAGACCGAACAAGUGUAAUCCUGGACAGCAUCGUAGACGCAACUUACCUUCUGCGCUGAGCUAAAAAUGACUAACGUUCCUUUGUGCUGCUUUAAGCGUCUCCUUUUUAGUGUUUUUUUUUUUUUUUUUUUUUUUGCAGCCUAGUAUAAUAUAUAUAUAUAAUAUAAUAUAAGUGUUUUGGAACUGUAGAGGCUCCAUUAUGAGAGCUAUGUGCUAAUGUAAUUAAUUAUAGUUCUAAGACUUUUUGUGAAUAAAAUCAAAAGGAACAUUUUCUUAUUUUUUUCUCACAUACAUAAUGUAAUAAUAAUAAUACAAUUAUUUAGUGCUUUUUUGCUGUACUGUCUGGAUGAAACAAUUUUUCACUAUAGUUUUUCUUGUGUUUAAAAACUUUAAAGUGAACCGAAAAUCCUGAGUAAUUUUAUAACUUUAUUUUAAAUGUCACCCUCUAUGAUCUCAGUGAUAUUUCUGUAUAUUUCUUCUCAGUCAGUUCAUUAUCAUAUUGUGGAAUGUAAGAAUGUUGCUAUAUUUACAGUAAAUUAAUUGUAUUAAACUCAAUUUCACAGAUUUUUUUAAUAUAAA